AUGCUACUUUUCACGCUUUUCCUCCGAAUCCAGGCCGACUGCGGGUGCGGAAUGCGUUGCAUAAAGUACAGUACGGCCCUCCAAUGCACUCGAUGUUGUACGGCGACCGUUCGACGAUCGGCGCCGCUUCUCUCCGAGGACGAACAACUGGCGCAUGUGCCGACGCGCGCCCUCGAAAAGCUUCUGCAGACUCUGGGAGCGGAAAAAGAGAGUCGGAAACUGCUGAAAUUGCGAUCGCAGCGACGAAACCAACGGCGAUUACAACAUGAGACGCUGACGGAUAUCGUGGAGAACAUCCUCGCCGAGCGCCGCAGCUAA
This is a messenger RNA of Bursaphelenchus xylophilus (pine wood nematode), 318 nucleotides long. NCBI's taxonomy places the organism in Eukaryota, Metazoa, Nematoda, Chromadorea, Rhabditida, Aphelenchoididae. The record is from the annotation of a GenBank genome assembly.